This is a messenger RNA of Dicentrarchus labrax (European seabass), 2416 nucleotides long. RefSeq names its product phosphatidylinositol-specific phospholipase C, X domain containing 2 (gene plcxd2). Bases 1 to 972 code for a protein of 323 amino acids. The transcript is spliced from 8 exons. Gene Ontology annotation, molecular function: phosphoric diester hydrolase activity. The record is from RefSeq and is a predicted model, not a curated record. Lineage: Eukaryota; Metazoa; Chordata; Actinopteri; Moronidae. Gene Ontology annotation, biological process: lipid metabolic process.
AUGAAGACUCGACCUGCGGGGAUCGGCAAUGUCAAUGCCAACUGGAUGGGUUCGCUCCCCUCCAAGCUCAGUGCCAUGCCUCUCAAACACCUCGCUGUGCCAGGGUCUCAUGAUUCUUUUACCUACUGGGUGGAUGUGCAUGCUCCUGUGGGGCCCGAUCAGAAGGCAUAUGUGAAGUACCUGGCCACUAUGUUCAGUGUCUUAGCCAAGAAAGUCAUGGUGAAGUGGUCCAUGACCCAGAAUCUGACAUUUAAAGAGCAGCUGGAUGCAGGAAUUCGCUACUUUGAUCUCAGGGUCUCCUCAAAACCAGGCGAGCCUGGAAAUGAGAUCUACUUCAUCCACGGCCUGUUUGGCCACAAGGUGAAGGAUGGCUUGUUAGAAAUUAACUCCUUCUUAAGCAGACACAGGAAAGAGGUAGUGUUUUUAGACUUCAACCACUACUAUGCAAUGGACGCAGAGCAUCAUGUGUACCUCAUCACCAUGCUCCAGGAAGUGUUUGGCAGCAAGCUUUGUAACAACUCUGCAGUGGAGGUCAUCACUCUGGACUUCCUAUGGGAGAAGAAAUACCAGGUGAUUGUGUUCUACCAUCAUCCAACAGCUCAGAGUAUCCCUGUCAUGUGGCCUGGCAACAAGAUCCCUGCUCCCUGGGCAAACACCACUGAACCCAGCAAGCUUAUACAGUUCCUGGAAACAACACUGAAUGAAAGAGCCAAGCAGGGCUCCUUCCACGUGUCUCAGGCCAUUCUCACACCCAGGCCUAACACUGUGGCCAAGGGCCUGGUCUGGGGGCUACGUAACUACCUGGUGGAGAGAAACCUACCAACCAUCAUGUCCUGGGUUGAGGCUCAGAGGCCCGGGGUGGACGGGGUCAACAUCAUCACCUCUGACUUUGUGGAGCUCACUGACUUUGCCAACAUUGUCAUCAAACUCAACAACCUGCUGUUGUCUGAACAUGACCACAAACCAAGAUGACACAACAACAAGACAAGCGUGUGCUGACCCACAGUGCGGUAGAGGAUGGAGGGUAGAUGUUGGAUAAUAGCUUACUGAACGCUGGAAUUCUGGGAACUGGUUUAGUUAAUUUUAAUAAUUAAUAAUGUAUUAUUUUACAUUACAAAAGCUUUAUCAUCAGCUACCACAUAGCUUUCUUUAGCUGACAAGGUUUAAUUGUCUUGCUCAAGGACACUUCAGCAGAAAGAUACACAAGGAUACUGUAAGCCAGGUACCCUCUAGAUGCUUGAAGAACAUAAAACCACCUUAUCUAAGAAGAACUCAUCAGCUAACUUUUGGGAAUUUGAACAUUCCAGUUUUGGUUGCAGCCGACUCUCAGCCACAGUAUCAUGCAGUCCAAAAGAGGGAAGGAAGCUGGAGCUCAGAACACAGGGCAUGCCCUGAGGCAUUUUCUACCAUCGUCAUAGGGUUGACCAAAUCAGUCAUACCACAGCUCUGUCCUCAUUUUCGUCCGGCUGCCUUUCCUACAUUCCCUUUUGAGGGAAAAUAUCACGUUGCUACAGAAACAGACUCCUGGCUACCUGUCACCUGGACAAUGGUCGCAUAACUCAGGGAUUAAAUGUAUACGGUUUCAAGCAUCGUAAAUAUUACAAAAGUUGUCUUUUCUUUUUGUUUUUCAAAUGUUCUGAUCACAUCAUAGAUAAAUUUUUCAAUUAUUGUGAAAGCCAGGAUCACAUAUUGCACUUUUUUUUCCUUUUGCUUUUUUUGAAAUGCUGUAUGCAUAGGUAUUUAAGGUAUCGACUUAAUCAGAAUUUGCAUAUCCAGUACUGGAAUGAAAAGCAACUGGGACAAACUCUUGGUUCACAGACUACUAAUACAUGCAACAUUUUGUUAAAGAAUUGCAGAGUUUGAAAGAAAAUGCUCAGAAUGAUGGCAAUGGAAUUUGUUUACAAUGCAUUUCAAACACACUAAUAAUUGUUAACACUUAACCAGUGGCAAGUUGUGUUUUUAGCAAUGCACUUGGUGUUUUUUUUCCUAUAAUUUAGUGAGCAUAAGGGGAAAAUAGAGACUGCAGUAUUUUUGUUUCUAUGUUAAGCAUGCCUUGUGAAAGAGGUCCCACUAUGCCAACACUGUCUCAGCACUAAUUGGUCUGUGUGGUUUAAUUAGAGGUACAAACAGUGCCACCUUUAAGGGAUAAUUGCAGAGGGAAAGCCAAAUAUGUGUGGAAGUUGUGCCACAAUUCCCAUAAAACAUGUGCACCCAUACAUAUACACAGCUAUAAAUGUUUAUGUUUACAGUAAUUUUGCUCAGAAAUCUAAGUCUUUCACUUCCAUUCUUUAGCUAAAUAUGCAGAAAUAGAAGCUAGUUGAAAGUAUGUGGGGGAAAUGCACACAGCAUUCACAGUAUGUGACCAUGUCCAGCAUAUGACAGGUUUCACUGAAUAAAACAGACCAUAUCACAUGUA